Molecule: messenger RNA, 3234 nt
Organism: Mugil cephalus (flathead mullet)
Lineage: Eukaryota; Metazoa; Chordata; Actinopteri; Mugiliformes; Mugilidae
Exons: 1
Coding region: 1-3234 (1077 amino acids)
Source: RefSeq, a predicted model, not a curated record
AUGAAGUGUUUGGAGAAAGUGAGGCCGGGACCUCGCAUUGACCAGUAUCUCUUGAGAGAAAGGUCAAGUCAGGCGAGUGAAGCUCAGCGGCAGGAUUUACCCCGCAGCCCGUCGAGCAUCAGUACCCCAGUGGCUGAAAGUGAUUCAAGCACAACAUUAGAGAACCUGGAACCAAGCCACGUGCAACCUGCUUUGGAGAAGAACAUUCAAGGCCACAGACCUCAUGUGAAGUGGCCAAAAUCCAGCAGCAAGAAAGAGUGGGCAACAAUCGAUGCAGACCUGAUCGAGAUCCUCGACGGAGUUAAAGGAACAGUGGAGAAGAAGCUGGAGAAAAUCGGCGAUCUGAUCUACUCUUAUGGAGCAGAAAGGUUUGGAACGAAAGACACGGGAAGGAAGAACAAGACACCAACAUCCCCUCCCGAGUCUAGAAGGCAAAAAGAAAUCCAGCGUCUAGUCAAAGAGAGAAGAGUCUUGAGGAAGCGAUGGAAGAGAGCCUCAUUGGAGGAAAGAUCGGGCAUUGACCUCCUACAUGCAGACCUGAAGGGACGCCUGGGAACACUGCGGAGAGCUGAAAACCUCAGGACUCGACGCAAGAGGAAGGAAAGAGCGAGAACAUCUUUCUACAAGGAUCCCUUCAGAUUUGUCAAAGGACUCUUCACAAAGGAAAAGAGCGGGUUACUUAAGGUGCCAAAGAGGGAAUUUGACGAUCACCUGAAAGCGACGCACACAGACAGCCAAAGACUGGAACAGAGGGAAAUACCACCAGACAUGCCACCACUUCCUCAACCAAAACAUCAGCUGGACGACAGUCCCCCAAGAUGGAGUGAGGUCGAGGAAGCAGUGAGGAAGGCACGGGCAGCCUCAGCUCCAGGACCAAACGGAGUUCCAUACCGGCUGUAUAAAAACUCCCCCAACGUCUUACGCUUUCUGUGGAAGCAAAUGAAGGUGACAUGGACUAAGCAAAACAUCCCAAAAGCCUGGCGAAGAGCAGGGGGAGUGGUGAUACCCAAGGAGAAGGAAGCCUCAAACAUCGAUCAAUUUCGGCAGAUCAAUCUGCUGAAUGUUGAAGGGAAGGUCUUCUUUAGCAUUGUUGCCAAAAGGAUGACAACGUAUCUCAAGCAAAACAACUUGAUUGAUACGUCUGUGCAGAAAGCUGGCAUACCUGGUUUCUCAGGAUGCUUGGAGCAUACAAGCAUGAUAUGGCACCAAAUCCAAUCUGCCAAACGCGAAGGAAGAGACCUGCACGUCGUAUUCCUCGACCUAGCCAACGCUUUCGGAUCGGUCCCCCAUUCUCUCAUUUGGACAGCCUUCAGUUUCUUCCACAUCCCCGAUACCAUCAUCAAUCUGGUCAGAAACUACUUCAAAGAUCUGCAAUUCUGUAUCAAAACGCCAGAAUACACAACAUCCUGGCAAUCUUUAGAAGUGGGAGUAAUGGCUGGAUGUACCAUUUCUCCACUAGCCUUCACCAUGGCAAUGGAAGUGAUCAUCCGGGCUUCUAAGUGGGUGGUGGGAGGAGAACGUCUGCCCUGUGGACAGCGGCUGCCUCCCAUUCGUGCCUACAUGGAUGACAUGACCACUUUGACCCCAACCAUCGCAUGCACCAAAAAUCUGCUGGGAAAGCUGCAUUCAAACAUCUCAUGGGCACGCAUGAAGUUCAAACCCAGCAAAUCCAGGAGCAUAUCCAUCGUCAAAGGAAAACUCGUCGACCAAAGGUUCCAUAUCGAGGACACACCCAUCCCGUUGGUGUCAGAGCUGCCAGUCAAGAGCUUGGGGCGAUGGUACAACACGAGCCUCAAAGACUCAGACCAGAGUGAUCAACUGAGGGAAGAAGCCAUCAAAGGCCUUGUCAGUAUUGACAAGACCUUGCUCCCUGGCAAGUUGAAACUUUGGUGCCUGCAGUUUGGGUUGCUCCCCCGUCUGAUGUGGCCCCUAACAGUCUACGAGAUCCCUAUGACCAAAGUCGAGAAGCUGGAGAGGACAGUCAGUUCAUACAUCAAGAAGUGGCUUGGCCUCCCGCGGUGCCUCAGCAACAUCGGCUUGUAUGGACACGGUGCCCUAGAACUGCCCGUCUCUAGCCUCAUAGAGGAGUUUAAAUGCACCAAAGUGAGGCUGAACAUGACCCUGACUGAUUCUCAAGAUGAUGUGAUCCGAGCGGCUGCUCCCAGACUGGUAACAGGAAGGAAAUGGAUCCCAUCUGAGGCCGUACAGCAAGCUAAAUCUGCUCUCAGGCAUGGAGACAUUGUAGGACAGGUACAGCAUGGAAGAGGUGGGUUUGGACUUGCAACGAGUCGACCCACAUGGCACAAGGCAACAUCUACCCAGAGGAGAAAGCUGGUGGUUGGCCAGGUGCGGCAACAAGAGGAGGCAGAGAGAUGCGCAACGGCAGUCUCACAGUCCAAACAGGGGCAGUGGACUAGCUGGGAAAACAUCGAGCAUCGGAAGCUCACAUGGAAGGAUCUUUGGGUAAUGGAAGGAAGCCAAAUUAGCUUCAUCAUCAGAGCCACCUAUGAUGUUCUUCCCACACCCAAGAACCUAAACCAGUGGCUGGGAGAAGAUCCCUCCUGUGCACUUUGCCAAACUCCUGGAACACUGCGGCACAUCCUCACUGGCUGCAAAACCAGUUUGUCCCAAGGUCGAUACACCUGGAGACACAACCAGGUUCUACGACAACUGGCGAUCACCCUGGAAGAAAGGAGAAGCACCACCAACGCCCUCCCUCCACCAAUGCCCAGACACUCGAACACCACCACCUUUGUAAAAGCAGGACAACUCCCAAUAAAACCAUCUGCAAGAGUCGAAACAACCAUCCUAGACUCUGCCCGAGACUGGAGGAUGCUGGUUGAUCUUGACAAGAAACUCGUCUUCCCGCCUGAGAUCAUAACAACUAACCUCAGACCAGACCUGGUCUUGUGGUCAACCUCCCAGAAGUCUGUGUUCAUUGUUGAACUAACUGUACCAUGGGAGGCUGCAGUUGGUGAAGCAUAUGAACGCAAACAACUGAAGUACGCUGACGUAGCAGCCGAGGCAGAACAGCGCGGCUGGCGUACGCAGGUGCUUCCGGUCGAGGUCGGAUGUAGAGGGUUUGUUGCCACGUCCACAACCAAGCUUCUUAAGAGGAUGGGAGUCCGAGGACAGGUGUUCCGCAAAGCCGUCAAGUCACUGUCAGAAGCUGCAGAGCGAAGCAGCAACUGGCUUUGGAUCAAGAGAAAGGACCCCAACUGGGCUGCAAAAUGA